AGAAAACGCACAUCCAACAUCAGACCAGUCUAGAAUCAUUGGUGGAAAAUAAAACGAGAUGCGAGAAGCCCCGUGUAACUUAUGGACAAUGAUAUCAGACAAGUAUAGUCUGAGCAAUGACAGUACAGAAGAAACCGAAGAUGAUUCCAUGGAUGAACUAAGGCGUUACUCGCGUAUUGACAACGUCAUGCGGCUUCUUAUUACGGGAAAAUUGGAAUCUCGACGCUACACCUCACAUAUUGCUCAAAAGCCAGAUACACAUCUUAUUUCCUAUAUGUCACAGGAAACCGAUGAGACAGUCAAACAGGCCAGGGCUUCGUUCCGCAUGUUCAGUUUCAUCAAAGCAUGGUCCAAGGCAUACGAACAUUUAGACAGACUAACUCCACUGACUUACAUCAGACUAAAAAAUAAACUUGAAAAGUGGUUUAGGGAGUCCAAUUUGAAACGUCGCGUGCUCAGAAGAUCACAAAUAGUGUACAAUCCAGGAGUCAUGGAUAUAGUCCCUGAAAAUCGCUUGAAAUUCAAAAGAAUAUGGGAAAGGAUACAGAAGGAAUAUGGGGUGAAGCGCUUGAUAUUGAAUAAUAUAAUCAAACAAUCAGAACUCGCCAACAGAAUGCAAGAAAAACAAAAGGCGCAGUUUCAGUCAGUCGCCAAAACUUUGGCCGCAAAAGAGCGACAACAUAUUAUCAGUAUGAAACAAAGUGGUUUCAUUUCGCAAAAGGAAUUACAAUUCUAUCUGGAUUAUCUCAAAAAUAAAACACGUCAAUCGGAAACAGAGGCUAGUGUACCGAAGCCGGAAAUCAUACGCAAAAGUGAAAAAAUUCCUUUUGUCGAGACGUCCAGUCCGGAAAAAUUCAGCAUUGAACCACUGCGUCGGUUCAUGGUUAGAAGACUGAAGGAAUUGAUAACGACCUCACCGGAAAUAAAAGAAAAUAUACCUGAAACAUUCUUUCAUGACGCCCUGUCCACCGAUGUGUGUCGUCUGUCACAAGAAUCUUUUGACAGCUACACACAUGAACAACUAGACUGGUUCAAGAAAAAUUCACACAUUGAAGAUGAGGAAUUCGAUGAUAUUGGCAGUGAGCUAUUUCGACAGUUUGGACGAUACAGCAAGACUUCGAGUACUGGAACAUUCCGGGACGAAUCAAUUAGUAUAUUUGACGAGGGUAAUCCUGACCGUUACACGAUAAUGCAGCUGUUUAAAGCAGCUGAAUCUAUUUUGAAGCCAAGGAAAUCUCAGCAGUGAAUAUGGGCUGCCAAGAUAAAGUCUGCGCUUGUCAAUCCAAGGUACAUUAGCAUUCAGUGGCCAUUAGAUUAUCGGGAAUUCAACCACGGUUCAAAAGCUGGAUACACGGGUAGAAAUGAGACUGCUUCGCAACGUUUUGUUGUUUAUUUUGGUUGUAUUUAACCAACCUUUGAAAGUAUGUUUGUUCUUCUGGAAACUCAUAGACUAUGAGUAACGAAUGUCGGAUAUCGUUUGACCUAACCGAGAAUAACGGAU
This is a messenger RNA of Opisthorchis viverrini, 1501 nucleotides long. RefSeq lists its product as hypothetical. Lineage: Eukaryota; Metazoa; Platyhelminthes; Trematoda; Opisthorchiida; Opisthorchiidae. The record is from RefSeq and is a predicted model, not a curated record. The transcript has 8 exons. Bases 59 to 1246 code for a protein of 395 amino acids.